Messenger RNA from Striga asiatica, 2164 nucleotides. The record is from the annotation of a GenBank genome assembly. NCBI's taxonomy places the organism in Eukaryota, Viridiplantae, Streptophyta, Magnoliopsida, Lamiales, Orobanchaceae.
AUGAACCUAGCCAAGAAGAACCUCAAAAUCUCACUCAAAACGCCGCCGCCCACUUCCCCUCCUCCGCCGCAGCCAGACCCCGCCGCAGUUGCCAAAUCGAUACUCAACUCCGGCGAUCCGGAAUCCCUUGCCCAAACCCUCAGUUCCAUCCACAAGUGGAACCCUAACCUAGUCGAGACAGUCCUCAAACGUCUCUGGAACCAUGGCCCCAAAGCCCUCCAAUUCUUCGACCUCCUCGACCGGCACCACUCCCCGCACUGCCACUCCGCCGCCGCCUUCGACCACGCCAUCGACAUCGCCGCCCGAUUGCGGGACUACAAGUCCGCGUGGGCCCUCGUGAGCCGAAUGCGGUCCAUGAAAUUGGGCCCCUCCCCCAAAACCUUCGCCAUAAUCACCGAGCGGUACGUUUCCGCCGGAAAAGCCGACAAGGCCGUCAAGGUGUUCCUGUCCAUGCACGAGCACGGCUGCCAGCAAGAUCUGAACUCGUUCAACACCUUCCUCGACGUUCUCUGCAAGUCAAAAAGGGCAGAAAUGGCUUACCGGCUGUUCAAGAUCUUCCGGGGGAGGUUUAGGGCUGACGUGAUCAGCUACAACAUCAUUGCAAAUGGGUUCUGCCUAAAGAAGCAGACCCCACGCGCCUUGGAAGUCGUGAAGGAGAUGGUCGAGAGGGGUUUGGAGCCAACCCUGACCACGUAUAAUACACUGCUCAAGGGUUAUUUUGGGGCAGGGCAGAUCAAAGAAGGGUGGGAAUUUUUCUUGCAGAUGAAAAGGAGAAAGGUAGAAAUUGAUGUCGUGAGCUACACGACUGUGGUUCACGGACUUGGCAUUUCGGGUGAGGUGGAAAGGUCGAAAAAGGUAUUUGAUGAGAUGUGUGAAGCUGGUGUGCUCCCUUCUGUCGCCACUUACAAUGCCCUGAUUCAGGUACUGUGCAAGAAGGACUGUGUGGAAAAUGCUGUUGUGAUGUUUGAGGAGAUGUUGAGAAAAGGCUACACGCCGAAUGCAACUACGUAUAAUGUUGUAAUUCAUGGGCUUUGCCAUGCGGGAAAAAUGGAUACAGCUGUUGAGUAUAUGGAGAAGAUGGUCUGUGAUUGUGAUCCAAACAUUCAGACGUUUAAUGUGGUUAUUCGGUACUAUUGUGAUGAUGGGGAAAUUGAGAAAGCUUUGGAAGUGUUGGAUAGGAUGAAUGGUGGUGGAUCUUGUUUGCCGAAUUUGGAUACUUACAAUAUUCUGAUUGGUGCGAUGUUCGUGAGGAAGAAGUCAGAGGACUUGGUGACUGCUGGGAAAUUGUUGGUGGAAAUGGUCGAUCGUGGGUUUUUGCCGCGUAAGUUUAUUUUCAAUCGGGUGCUGAAUGGACUUAUGCUGACUGGUAAUCAGGGAUUUGCUCAGGAGAUUCUGAGGAUGAUGAGUAUAAAUGGCAAUCUUCCUCGUGGCGAGUGCUCAAGGUCGAGCAACAACAGCUCAGAUGGAGAGAAAGCUUUAAAGCAAGGUGUAGCACUUAAGGACCUUACAACUACUCUUGCUUUAGAGAAAAGUCAAGCUCAAGUCGAAUUAAGUAAAGACAAAGUCAAGCAUUUGCCAAACUAUUACAAUCUUGAUCCUAAGGAGUAGGACUCCAGUAUGAAGAACUCGUUGCUGAUUGUAUACAAAUGGCACAAGUGUUGACGCUUGAGUUGCUUCCUAUGGACGUUGAAUUGAAUUGGAAGACGGUUUCUUCAAAGUUUCUUGGUUCUCAACAUCCUCGUUAACCUGAAUGUUGGUCGGGUCUCACGCAGACAAGAGACCCGCAGACAACCUGAAUGUUGAAGGUCGAUACUCUUGUGGGCAACCUGAGUUUGUGAUUGAUGGGUCUCAACUACUUGAAAUUACGUCCGUUCACAGUCAGUCAAUUCAGCUAUCAACUAUUCGUUAUAUGCCAAAUGAAGUCAAGCUAUCCAACUAGCUAAUUAAACCAGCUAUCAAUCAAUCCAUUCAGCUAUCAAGCUAUUAAUCAGUUCAUUUAGCUAUCAACUAUUUGUUAAAUGCCAAAUGAAGCCAAGCUAUCCAACUAACUAAUGAAACAAACUCACAUCUGGUAAGGUCAAACAAAGUCAAACAUACUGAAAUAGAAAAAAUAUUAGACGAAUAGUAAUUAAUUGAAAGGUGAUUGCAUUUUUUUAUAUGCAAA